AUGGACAUGGAGAAGAAGACCUCGAUCCGCGACCGGCUGAGCCAGGUCACCUGGGGCUGGUACUCGAUAUGCAUGGCCACAGGGGGCAUCGCCGUGCUGCUAUACAACACCCCGCAUCAGUUCAGGGGUCUCGAAGCAAUCGGGAAAAUCAUCUACAUCUUCAACCUAGUCCUCUUCGUAACAAUCUCCCUCUGCCUCAUCGUCCGCUUCACAUCUCGCCGCCCAGCACUGCGCGAAUCCCUCCAGCAUCCAAACGAAACGCACUUUCUUGGAACCGCGCCCCUCGCCCUCGCAACAAUCAUCCUCGGCGCAAACAGCUACGGCACAUCCUCCUGCGGACCCUGGCUCACCACCGCGCUCCGCGUCGUCUUCUGGAUCUACGUCGCCGUCGCCAUCCUCCAAGCCAUCCUCCACAACUGGUACCUCUACCACCGCCGCAUGGCCGCCUCCCAGCCCUUUGCAAUCCCGCGCCUCCUCCCUUCAUUUCCCGCCAUGCUCUCCGGGACAAUCGCCUCGGUGCUCGCAGCGAACCAGCCGGCGCACCAUGCGGUCCCGAUUCUCGUCGCGGGGGUCACGCUGCAGGGCUUCGGGUUCCUCAUGUCGCUGUUCGUGUACGCCGAGUACUUCUACCGGAUGAACAAGGACGGACUCCCCGAGGCGCGGGAACGGCCGGAACUGUUUAUAGCGGUUGGGCCGUGGAGCUUCACGGCGCUUGCGGUGAUAGGCAUGGCGAACGGCGCUGUGCAGAAGGUUCCUGUGGACUGGUUGAUUUCCUCUGGAGCUUCUUCGUCGCAAUCCCUCGAAUCCGUAUCGCCAACAACCGCACAAGUCGCUCUCAUCCUCGCCUCGCUGUUCGCAAUCUUCCUCUGGUUCCUCGCCUUCCACAGCCUGUGCGUCGGCAUCCUCAGCAUGCUCGCGCUGUGUCGGGUUUUCGGCGGCGAGGGCGUCCCAGCUAUGAGUCUGCCGUGGUGGAGCAUGGUGUUUCCGAAUACGGGGUUUGUGAUUGCGACGAUUCGGAUCGGGAGUGUGCUGCAGUCUGCGGCGAUCCUGUGGGUUGCGUCGGUGAUGACGGUGGUGCAGGUCGCGGUUUGGUUGGUGGUUCUGGGGGCGUCGGCGUGGGUGAUCCUUCGAGGGGGGAUGUUGUGA
This is a messenger RNA of Aspergillus calidoustus, 1146 nucleotides long. Lineage: Eukaryota; Fungi; Ascomycota; Eurotiomycetes; Eurotiales; Aspergillaceae. The record is from the annotation of a GenBank genome assembly.